Molecule: messenger RNA, 4101 nt
Organism: Hyaloperonospora brassicae
Lineage: Eukaryota; Oomycota; Peronosporomycetes; Peronosporales; Peronosporaceae
Source: the annotation of a GenBank genome assembly
AUGGCGGCUCCUACGGCCAGCGCUACCGAGCGCGUGGGCCACACCAUCGAGCUGCUCGUGCCCGUGUACGCAGAGGUGUGGCAACAGUCUGCUGAUGCUGUCGCAGCGACGACUGUCUCUGCGUCGCUCGAGCGCGCCGCAGACGACUGGCUGCAGCUCGUGUUCCCGCUCUCUAACGUGCGCAAGGACGUGGCGUGCGUAAACAAUGGGCGCACCUGCCGCUGCAAUUUGGUGCGCUUCCUGUGGUCGGUGCUGGUGCUCAUGGAGCGGCGUGUCGUGCGCGUAGACACGACGUACGUCGUGAGGCCUCGAGCUGGUGGCGUGGCACCGGUGGCGACGCUUCGGCUGCACGUGCGCGUGCAUCGAGACGCCGAGUGCGGCGCGUCGCUCAGGGGCUUUGGCUUUGUGCUGUGUCAUUUGCAAGCCAGCGCGCUGUCAAGGGUGCCAGGCGAUCCACCCCAGACAGGAGAGAAGGCUGUUGAAGCUGCGUUGGAAGCCGCCAAGACGAGCUCGUGCCAUGUUGUUGGCUGCCGACUGCACCAGUGGAAGUCCUCCCAGUGCAUGACUCAGUCCAAGCAGAAGCUCAACUUGCCGGAUGUGUUUGCCAGCUUGACGAGCCAGACCGACGUGGACCAGAUGGAGGUCCGCGACGAUGCCACGUACGUGGCUCGAAUGGCACGCGAGAAGAAGCAGGUCUUCAUGACUGACAUGGCUACAAACGUGCUGCGGCGUAUCAUAUGUUUGAUGAACGCACGAGACCUUGCGUCCGCUGAGCUGCGUCGGCGAGGCUUAAAGUGGAUGCUGCACCGCGAGACGCCGUCGCUGACGUGCAGUCCUCAGCCACAUCCGUUUCUUCUAUCGUCUGGAUUCGAAAGUGACUCGGCCAUUGACUUGGUCGAAGACAGAGUCGUCUCGAAUCCGCGCGUGAUGGUAAGUGACGGUUGUGGAGGCAUGUUCUGCGAUGAGCCAGGUCUUGGCAAAACCAUUACAAUGCUGGCACUGAUUCUGCGAACGAAAGGACAAAGUACAGACAGCACGCCGAUCGACACACAUGGCCCUGGUGGCGACACGGCCCGGCCAGGCCUGCGUUCGUCUAGGUCUCGUGGCCGCUCGGUGAAUGUGAAAGACCUGAUAAGCUCUAGGGCGUCACUGCUCGUUGUGCCAGAUCCGCUGGUGGAACACUGGAAGUACCAAGUCGAAGCUCACGUUGCACCGGGCGCAUUGCGCGUAUUUGUUGACCCUGGCGUCGAGCACCAGUUACCGCACAAUCUGGAUCUCGCUCAGUACGAUGCUGUAAUCACGUCCUUUACCAGACUGGCGCGGGAGUGGAGACUUCACCGACCAACUUCUGCUUUGGAGGAGCGUAUGCCCGAACGUUACGGAUUUGAAGGUCCACAAAGGUAUGCCGAUGGAACCUGUCGCGGAGAGGUAUCGUCCCUUUUGACGGUUCACUGGGUGCGAGUGAUUGUUGACGAAGGGCACAAACUAGGCGGCCAGACUCCGUCAGACUUGAUGCAACUGGCCCGGCUGCUCUGUGCCGAACGACGUUGGGUGAUGACCGGAACGCCGACGCCAAACACCCUCCAAUCGGCGGAUCUCCGCUACAUGCAUGGACUGUUAGUGUUCCUUCGCAACUUGCCUUAUGGGAGCCCAGACGGACAGGCGUGGACGAAGGCAAUUGCUCGUCCGUUUGAGCGCAACGAGCUCAUCGGGUUUUGUCGCUUGCAGUCGCUUCUCAGCCGAAUCAUGAUGCGGCACACAAAAGCGACGAUUCGUCAGAUAUUGCCGGAACCAAUUCGACGCACUGUGUUUAUUGACCCUACGCCAUCCGAGUAUGCGCAAUACAACGGAGUCGCCGCAGCAGUCCGUGCCAACUUAGUCAUUACGAAUAUGGAUCCCGACAGCCCCGGCCGUCUGCAUCCGGAUAGCCUGUUGAACCCAGUCAAUCGGAAAGAGGCGUUGCGUGUUGUCUCGAACCUUCGGUCUGCAUGUUGUGGUGGGUCUGCUGUAAAAGUUUCGCUGACUGAGGCUUCUAGGCUGGAUACGAUCAAUAUGCUAAGUGCACUCAGAGUGGACGGGGACAAUAUGUCAGUCGUGCUGGAAUAUCUCCGUAGAGUGCAACUGCAAGGAGUUGUCACGGAAUGUGGAUGUUGCAGACGGAAGCUACAGCUGCUCAUGAUCAUCCCGUGUGGACAUUUGUGCUGUGCAGACUGUGUCGAAGAUCGGAUGCGACGAGUUGGUCCCAGAUGUUUCCGCUGCAAUACAGUGUUCGAUCGCGAGACGUUCCAACGACUUCAGCCUGGCUUUGAAUUUGAAAUGGUGGAAGCUGUGGCGUUAGCGAAUAUCAACUCCAACUCGACUCAAGAUGGUCGUCAUGGAGGGCCCGCUGAUCAGGUUCAGCAGCUUGUAAAUGAAGACCAGCUGAACAAUAGAGAAAGACGUGGACGUCGGAGGCAUGGUCAGCCUCGACGCGGUCAGGAAGCAAACGGUCCGAAUGGUCCACGAGCGCCUCGGCGUGCGCUCGAUUAUACUCGUGACAUUCAUUUCAUCGAUGCCAGCAAAGCAUUUUACGCUGCAACCAGGAUCAAGGAGCUAAAGAAGGAGUUUCGGCUCGGUGUCACAUCUCCCGACGGGCGAUCUCCGCAACGUCAGACGCGUCAUCUCAAGGCAAUCGUCUUUUCACAGUUCAAGGAGCACAUUUGGCAUACCAAGGUUGCAUUUGCUCAACAAGGCGUGCCUACAGCUGACUUUAUUGCUGGACGGAGCCCAGAACUGCGCAUGAAGCACCUGAUGAGAUUUCGCAAGGAUCCUAACGUGAAUGUCCUGUUGCUGACGGAGGUUGGCUCACACGGCUUGGACCUUUCUUUCGUUACGCACAUCUUCCUGAUGGACGAGAUCUGGGACAAAUCGCUGGAGCAGCAGGUCAUAAGCCGGGCUCAUCGAAUGGGUGCAAGUCAAGCCGUCGUGGUGGAGCAAUUGUGGAUGCGAGGCAGUGUAGAGAGCCUCGUCCUGAGACCUUGUGAAACGGAGGCCAGUCAGACCGAUGUGAAUGAGGCCGAUGCAGAAGCUCUAGCUUCUCCCACUCGACCAAAAGCACGCGGGAACGACUCGCUGCGGGGAUCACCGAAAAAGGCUAACACAGGCGCAGGUACAAUGUUUGCUGCUCCAAGUAAGAAACGCAAGCGGCACCGGACAAGCGCAGAUGAUGCCCGAAAAGUCACACAAGGCAACAAGCAGACUGCUUUGCAACGGAAACUCGAAUACGUGCUGAACAACUUGCGCUUGCUUGGAGAAAACGUUGUCGCAGAGCCUGGCCAAGUGCGCUUUUACGUGGAGAACGGGCGCAAGGACGUAAUUUGCCAAGCAGUUCACGUCAUGCCCUUCCAAGGCUCUCGUGGAAGCACUUUUCUGACGGCGUCCACUGGGCCACCACCAGCACGAUCACUGACAACUACUUCACCACCAGCAGCUCAAGCACAGACAGCUGCUUUGCCAGCACCAGCUCGAGCACUGAUAGCUGAUUUGCCACCAGCACCAGCACGAGCACUGAUAACUACCUUACCACCACCAGCUCAAGCACUGACAGCUGCUUCACCACCACUAGCUCGAGCACUGACAGCUGCUUUGUCACCAGCAGCACGAGCACUGACAGUUACUCCACCAGUCCCAACAGGCGAGACAAGUGCGCGUCCACGGCCCCAAGUAAGACGUACGGUUGCAUUCGCAAACGAGACUUUCCAGAGCGAGAGCCGUCCUUGUCCCAGUCAGCGCCCCGCCCCAGUUGACAUCAUUGUGAUUGACAGCUCUUCUGACGAAGAAAGCACGAACAAAAGCACUGCAAAUGAUGAUCUGGACAACGCGGAAGCGGCAGUAACGGCUCAGAACGCUCGACGUCGGUGGGCAGAGGCAAGCCGUACUGUUGCAGCUGUGGACUCAAGCGACGAGGAUGAUGUAGCCGCCGCCUCACCGUCUCCAGAGAUUGUGCAUGUGACGAAGACAGUGGUGGAUGCGACCGCAAAGACGGCCGAUGAGACACAUUCUGAGGUCGAGACAGUGUCAGUUGUCCAGAUUGACGACGACGACGAUACCGACACAGAGUGA